Messenger RNA from Bactrocera dorsalis (oriental fruit fly), 3211 nucleotides. Its product is annotated as sodium/potassium/calcium exchanger 3. Gene Ontology annotation, cellular component: membrane. The record is from RefSeq and is a predicted model, not a curated record. Bases 1004 to 2650 code for a protein of 548 amino acids. Gene Ontology annotation, molecular function: calcium channel activity; calcium, potassium:sodium antiporter activity. NCBI's taxonomy places the organism in Eukaryota, Metazoa, Arthropoda, Insecta, Diptera, Tephritidae. The transcript has 8 exons. Gene Ontology annotation, biological process: intracellular calcium ion homeostasis; calcium ion transmembrane transport.
UCGGCACGGUGCAUCACGUUGACCCGCCGUUCAGUAUGCUAGUCGACGACACUGGCAAUGGCGGCUUACGUUUAGUACGCGCGGCAAAAUUUUCAAGUCACUUAGUAAUAAUUCCUUUGACUAAGCACCGAAAAUUAAAUGAUUACAACAACAACAACAGUCGCAACAGCAACAAAAACAAUUUACGGUCACAAUAGGAUGUUGAAAAUCGAAUGAUUGGUACUCGGCAACGCGCUACAUUACGACGGUAAAGACGUCGCUUAAGGCGGUGCACGACGACGAACAAAAAGCCGACAACGUGAGCGGCGCAAACGAAGACGGAAAGGCGCAAACGUUUAUCAUUGACGGCAGUCAUAUGUGCAUACAUAUAUGUAUAGAUACAUAUGUAUGUACAAAUGUAGUAUAUACUUGUGUUGCACGGUUGCUUAAGCUGUGUAGCUGCCGUUAGUUAGUCUCAGAAGAUUUGCCGAAAGCUGUAAUACGAGCUUAAACGGUAUCCGGUCGCGUUUAGUAGCGAGUGGCGUACACUCGAUCCGGGUGACGACGGUGGCGACGAUAACGACCAAGACGCGCAUGGCGUUGGUACAGCGCGUGAAUUAGUAAACGUUUGCGGGCAGUGCGAGCACUUCGUUUGCGGUGGCUGGAUUAUCUGUCGACUAGUGCGCGAGUGUGCAACGCAAAAAAACCGUUUUGUCAGUCAGUGAUAGAAAGUAGAAAAAAACAGAAAAAAAGUUAUGCGAAAAUACUGAAGAAUACUUAUCAAAUUUUCAAAUCUCUAAUCACAUGCUGAAGUUCUGUUAAUAGGAAAUUUAUGUGAAAACGCGCGUAUGAGUUGAAAUUGUGUGAAAAGAGCGUAUUUUCGAAUUUGCGUUUUCGCCUCAAAAGCUGACAAAAAAAUCGCUGAGUACACGCGCACUCAAGUCAACGCAGUGUCAGCGUCGGUUAUAAGUGCAGAGUUAACGCUUUGCGGCUGUCAAGGAGUAGAGAAAGUUUUAACAGCAACAUGGAAGAUCACUGGGGCCUCAGCAGCACAACCGACAUAAAUUGUACACAACCCGCCAUCGACGACUUCCCAAAGGAUCUAUUCACCGAGGCGCAAAGACAGUCGGGUGCUGUUGUACUUCAUGUGAUAGCCAGUUUAUAUUUAUUUCUAGCAUUAGCGGUAGUAUGUGAUGAGUACUUUGUGCCUGCAGUCGAAAAAAUAUGCGCAGCGUUAAAUAUGUCAAAUGAUGUGGCUGGCGCCACCUUCAUGGCUGCGGCCACCUCAGCGCCCGAGCUCUUCGUCAAUGUGAUAGGUACAUUCAUCACAGAGGGUGACAUUGGCGUGGGCACCAUUGUCGGUUCGGCGGUAUUCAAUAUUCUAGCGGUUGCAGCGUGCUGUGGGAUUGGCGCGGGCAUGACCAUCCCACUCGAUUGGUGGCCCUUGACGCGCGAUAGCAUAGCUUAUGGCGUCACAGUCGCCAUAUUGAUUUGCGUUAUGCACGACGAACGCGUUGAGUGGUACGAGGCGCUGAUAUUAGUCUCACUCUAUGCCGUUUAUUUGGCAGUGAUGUAUUUUGAUAAAACAUUUCAGAAGUGUGCAAAAGGUGGCGUAAAGCAGGCUCGCUCACGCAGUCGCUCCUCCAAUUGCAGCAUACAAACGAAAAACAGCAAUGAGAAGGAACCAGAUCUUGUGGAAAAUCGCAUCUGCCACAAACUCUCCACAAUACAACUAAAUGGCGGUGUUAAUAAUGAGCCGCCAAAGCUGCAGCCAACGGCGUCACCGCCUCCCACGCAAGCUGCCGCCGCAAAUUCCAACACCAAUUCUAACUCAAAUACAACAACAACAGCGACAGCAGCUACACCACAACCGCCAACCGAAGCCAAAUUCAUAUCCAGCAGCCUUGCCACUGAGAAAGGCGCAGUGGAAUUGCAACCAACUGGCGCCAUUUCCAUAGCCGUGCCCGCCUCAGUGGCAGCCGCCGCAUCUACAGCGAGCGACGAGGAGGUGGAGGAAGAGCACUAUUCAUUGCUGCAUUACCCGAAGGAGAAGAGCUGUUUCGCACAGUUCACUUGGAUCAUUAUUUGGCCCAUACACUUGCUCUUUCGCAUAGCGAUACCGGAUUGCAAGAAGACCAAGAACAAUAAAAUAUUCCCACUGACUUUUAUUAUGUGCAUCGUGUGGAUUGGUUCGUUGUCGUACGUGGUCGCCUGGAUGAUUACGAUUAUAGGUGACACGCUGAAAAUUCCGGACUCAGUGAUGGGCAUUACAUUUCUGGCAGCGGGCACAAGUGUGCCAGAAGCGGUUUCCAGUGUUAUUGUGGCUAAGAGAGGUCACGGUUCAAUGGGCAUCUGUAAUUCGAUCGGCUCGAAUACAUUCGAUAUACUACUGUGCUUGGGCGUACCGUGGCUCAUCAAAGCCGUCUUCUUUCCCAUACAGCAGGGACAAAAUUAUGUCGGCAUCAAUUCGGCCGGUCUCGAGUAUUCCGCUAUAACGUUACUCUCCACACUAUUUUUGCUCUACAUCACAUUCUCAUUCAACAAAUUCAAAUUGGAUCGAAAAGUGGGCAUGGCCUGUUUGGUUAUGUAUUUGGUUUUCAUGAUAUUCGCAUCGCUGAUAGAAUUGAAUGUAUUCUUUCGGGUCAACUUGCCAACCUGUGGACGUUCGUGAAGCGUGGAAAAGUGUUGAGCGCAAAGGAGUGGGCGGCAGGCAGCGUGAAGUGGAAGAAGAAGCGGCGGCGUGUGCGCGCCUUUUAUAUACAUACGUACAAAUUUUAAUAUGCGAAAAAAAGUUGUGAAAAGAAAUAUGCGUGAAAAGGGGUGUUGAACGAAGAUUACAACAACAACAAUACGUCAGCGUCAUAUUUGGUAGUUGCGCGUGUGGAGUUGUUUGUGUAACUCUGCAACUUGCAAAAUAUUUUUCUUCAUUUUAUUGUUGUACAAGGGUAUUAUAAGUUUAAGUUGUAUUUACUUCUCUUUUAUUUUUUAAUAAGAUUUUAUUUUGCGCUUGUGUGGCGCGUCUUCUUCAGCGCGUUGGUUUUUUGCGGGAAAUGUAUUCAAUAAUUUAAUGUAAAUAAAAUCGAGGAAAUCCUUCUUAUAAUCGCUUUCUCUAUUUAAAAAAAAAAUAACAAAUUGGCGUUCACAUAUAAAACACGUGAAAAACUUGCAAAAAAUUAUAGUUUUAUAUAUAACAUAUGAAUAAAAAUCCUAAUGCUUAAUUAUGUAAAAAUAA